Trichophyton benhamiae CBS 112371 is the source of this 528-nucleotide messenger RNA. Its product is annotated as multidomain presynaptic cytomatrix related protein. Gene Ontology annotation, cellular component: phagophore assembly site. Bases 1 to 528 code for a protein of 175 amino acids. Gene Ontology annotation, biological process: autophagosome assembly. The transcript has 2 exons. Lineage: Eukaryota; Fungi; Ascomycota; Eurotiomycetes; Onygenales; Arthrodermataceae. The record is from RefSeq and is a predicted model, not a curated record.
AUGGUCCAGAAACGAGCACCACCCAAGGAUGAAGAGGAACAAGACGAAGAAGACUCUCCUGCUUUUCUCCCGCUUGAAUCUAUACAUGAGACAGGAAAAACUACAUCGCAUAGUGACCCCGCAGCGACAUUGCGCGAAAUGCCUCAACAACUCAAGCAUCAAGGCCGACAAGUAUCAGGCGGCGUCACUCCGCUAGCAAAGACAAAGCAAGAUCUGCCAGAAUCAUCCACAACGAGCUCAAGUUCUGGCAUGGCAACGGGAUCGCCUGCCAAUGAGCCGUCCACUUCCCGCCGCCCCACUGGCCCACUGGGGCCGCUCAGCCCACGCAGAACUGCAGAGCUGUCUGGACGAAGUCCUCAUGGACGUGGUAGUGAAGGCACUCCUAGCAUGGGGAGCAGUUUCAGUGAUUUGGAUGAUGCCAGCGUUUCUCAGUCUGCAUUGGAAGAAGCUCUGUUGAGCAACAUGCGUAGUGGCGUUACCAGCCGGAUGAGUACCAUCAGCCAGGCCCUACGAAGCAGAUAUCUGUGA